UUUCAAGUAUCGAGAAUAAGAAAGCUAAAAUCAACAACUCAUCAAGCUGAUAAUGUCGCAGACACUAUGGAGCAAAAAUGCAUAGAGAUCAAUCAACAUCGACUUUGUGAACUUCCAUCAAUCAGUCGCUUUAAUUACUUUGUUAAAAUGGAUUACUUCGAAGAAGAGUCAACCACAAACUUAUAUUUCGAAGAUGAAAGAGUGACACAUUCUACAGCUCUUCGUCUCUACGACAUUUUCAUUCCUCUCUUCGGGGUGUUUAUAAUUUUAUUUAAUUUAUUGGUUGUCAUAUCAAGCGGAUUACUGCUGAAGAAACGUCAAGAACCACGUACCACAUACUUUUUCCUGGGAAAUGUCGGCUUAUCGGAUCUCCUAACCGGUUUUGCUGUUCUUUUUGGACAUCUUUAUCCAAGGGAACGUCGAAGUGAUGUUCAAUGCGCUGUCCACAUGGGGAUGAUUGUUUCGUCGACGCUCGUUUCAAUUUUAUCAGUUGUGUUUGUAGCAAUUGACAGAUUUCUUUAUAUAUUGCAUGGUAUGAGAUACCAGCAAUAUAUCUUCCCGAAUCGUGCCAGGAUUUUGAUUGUGACAACAUGGAUUUUUGGUGUUAUCGUCGGUUUCCUUCCGGCAAUGGUUCCGUUUCUACGUGGAGGAAUGAGUCAUUCACAAUGUUGGUUCAUUCUAUUGAAUCCUGAAAAAGUUAGCGAGCUUAGAAAGGCAACAAGUGCUUCGGGUACACAAGCGGCAAAUAAUCUUCGAUAUUUUCGAGGCAGUGCAGUAAAUUUAAAUCAAUUACAUCUACAAGAAACAUCAGUGCCAUUACGCAAUGAAACGGCGAAAGAUUCAGGAUGUUGUUGUUGGAAAAAAUCUUCUUCAGAUGAUGUAACAAUGCCAAAUAAUCAGCGAACACAAAAUAAACAGCCUAGCAAGUGGAAGGCGAUAAAGAUUGUAAUGUUGACAACAGGCGCAUUUUUAAUCACUUGGGUGCCCUAUUUCGUUGCUGCAACGAUGUUUGUUUAUUGUGACAUGAAAAGCCAUCCAGAGUUUUGUAAUUCAUUGAAAGUGUGGGUGGCAUCUCCACUUGCUAUCCUCGGCUUUUUCAAUUCCCUUUUGAAUCCUUUAAUCUACGCAUGGUGGCAUACUGGAUUUAGAACUAAUUCCCUUCGUAUUUUCUCAAAACGAUUUGCAUGUUGUCGUCAAUGCUUGGAUAAGCCAAGAGAAAGCACAGGAUCACCAAGAACUACAAACUUAUCGUCGACAACAAAUUUAUCUUCAUCAUCGCAAAUUGCGACUUCCUCGACUGUAAAUUUUAAUAAUAUUGAAACGACAACGUCAACUAAUGGGACUGAUUUUCAAGUAAAUCGCAUCAACUGA
Molecule: messenger RNA, 1371 nt
Organism: Clunio marinus
Lineage: Eukaryota; Metazoa; Arthropoda; Insecta; Diptera; Chironomidae
Source: the annotation of a GenBank genome assembly